This is a messenger RNA of Symbiodinium sp. CCMP2456, 279 nucleotides long. The record is from the annotation of a GenBank genome assembly. Lineage: Eukaryota; Dinophyceae; Suessiales; Symbiodiniaceae.
GCGAGGGCUCACCUCGAGAACAUCGCCAGGCAGGGCUUCUCGCUGGUGAAGAAUGUGGAGACCGACAGAGGUCCUCCAGCAACAGCCACACCUGCCACUCCCAUCACUUGGGUGCGGCAGCUCGUCUUCGACGAGGCCCCGCGGCCGGGCUUCUGUGGCAAUAGAAGAGCUGCCCUGCCUCCCGUCCCACACAACGAACUAGGCAUCCCCGCCCCAGGACGGCAGCACAGGCAUGUAAGGCACGGUCUUGUGGUGACGAGAGCCUGUGGCGUUGCAUGA